This is a messenger RNA of Dovyalis caffra, 324 nucleotides long. NCBI's taxonomy places the organism in Eukaryota, Viridiplantae, Streptophyta, Magnoliopsida, Malpighiales, Salicaceae. The record is from the annotation of a GenBank genome assembly.
AUGAGGUAUGGGACACUCAGUGAGGAGGUGUAUGGCUGUGUGGGGCGAGAAGGGCUGGAGUGGAGCUUGGUGUGUGAUGGCCUGUGGUGUAUGGAGGUUGGCGAGGGAGAAGGCUUGGGCGAGAGGGGACUUGCAAGCAGUGUGUUUGGCGUGAGGGAGAGCUCGGGUCUGUGUAUGUGUGGCGGCUGGUGCGAGAGCUGGCGAGAGGGCAAGAGAGAGCUACGGGUUGUGAGGUUUAAGGGUGCUGGAGUGGGGAAGUGGGGGCGAAAGGGAGAGAGCAAGCGUAGAGGUUUGAGGGGUGAGCGAUGGCUGGCUUCCGGGUAG